AUGGAAGCUUCAUCUUAUUAUUCUUAUGACAAUAUUGUCCCAAAUUUUAGAUUAGAUGGUAGAUUAGCUAUAUUAACCGGUGGUUCAGGUGGUUUAGCUGCAAUUGUUGCCCGUGCUUUAUUAGCUCAAGGUGCUGAUAUUGCAUUAAUAGAUAUGAAUUUAGAAAGAACUCAACAAACUGCAAAAGAUAUAUUAGCAUGGGGAGAAGAAACAUUGAAAGGAAAACAUGAAUCACCAAUUGGUCAAGUUAGUGCUUGGUCAUGUAAUAUUGGAGAUGCUGAAAGUGUUGAAUUAACUUUUAAAGCUAUUAAUGAACAUCAUGAAAAAAUUGCUGAUGUAUUAAUUAAUUCUGCUGGUUAUGCUGAAAAUUUCCCAGCUGAAGAAUAUCCUGCUAGAAAUGCAGAAUCAAUUAUGAAAGUUAAUGGAUUAGGUGCAUUUUAUGUUUCACAAUCAUUUGCUAGACCAUUAAUUGCAAAUAACAAAAAAGGUUCAAUCAUAUUAGUUGGUUCAAUGUCUGGAACUAUUGUUAAUGAUCCACAACCUCAAUGUAUGUAUAAUAUGUCAAAAGCUGGUGUUAUACAUUUAGUAAGAUCAUUAGCUUGUGAAUGGGCUAAAUAUAAUAUUAGAGUCAAUACAUUAAGUCCUGGUUAUAUUUUAACUCCAUUAACAAGAAAUGUUAUAAGUGGUCAUGCUGAUAUGAAAGCAGAAUGGGAAUCUAAAAUACCAAUGAGAAGAAUGGCAGAACCAAAAGAAUUUGUUGGAUCAAUAUUAUAUUUAGCAUCAGAAUCUGCUUCUUCUUACACUACAGGUAUGAACCUUUGUGUAGAUGGAGGAUACCUGUGCUGGUAA
Messenger RNA from Lodderomyces jiufengensis, 849 nucleotides. It is a transcript of the gene ARD, whose product is annotated as Ardp. Gene Ontology annotation, molecular function: oxidoreductase activity, acting on the CH-OH group of donors, NAD or NADP as acceptor. The transcript has a single exon. The record is from RefSeq and is a predicted model, not a curated record. Bases 1 to 849 code for a protein of 282 amino acids. NCBI's taxonomy places the organism in Eukaryota, Fungi, Ascomycota, Pichiomycetes, Serinales, Debaryomycetaceae.